Messenger RNA from Entelurus aequoreus (snake pipefish), 1377 nucleotides. RefSeq names its product craniofacial development protein 2-like. Bases 1 to 1377 code for a protein of 458 amino acids. Gene Ontology annotation, molecular function: catalytic activity. Lineage: Eukaryota; Metazoa; Chordata; Actinopteri; Syngnathiformes; Syngnathidae. The transcript has a single exon. The record is from RefSeq and is a predicted model, not a curated record.
AUGGAGUACAAAGUCAUCCCAAAUCCUAUACUUCCAGCGGCGGGAGUCCGCAGGAACAUCGCAGCGGACGGUGGUGCUUGUCCUCCUCCUGGAGGACACCAUGACGACAGGACCUCAAACCCUGGAAUUGUCCCAGGGAGGGUCCUGUCCGAACAGAGCACCCCGUCCAAUGCACUCAUGCGCUGUCGGAGACCAUUUGUUAUGAGAACCUUCAACGCAUGCACAGCGAGAGAAGAAGCGAGAUUGAUAGAACUUGCACACUGUGCAGAGGAACGGGGAGUGGAGAUCCUGGGGGUCCAAGAACACAGGAGAGUGCACACUGAUGACCCCAUCCUAUACUGCAGAGUGGAGAGAUGCACAUUCAUUUCUGCAUCUGCGUGGAGGAACGAGGCCCAGGCCGCAACAGGCGGUGUAGGGUUAAUGCUGGGCCCACGGGCACGUAGGGCUCUCCGUCGGGUUUACCACCACACCGACAGGAUUCUGAGCGCAGAGUUCUCGGGCAACCCAGUAAUAACAGUCAUAGUCGUGUACUCACCCACCAACGUGGCACCAUCUGACGUGGUGGAGAAGUUCUUUGAGGACCUUGUAAGAGCGGUCCGUGGUGUCCCAGCGCACAACUUCCUGGCAAUCCUUGGGGACUUCAAUGCAAGGCUUGGACCAGAGGACGCACCCUUCCCUUACCACGACUCUACCAACCGCAACGGCACCUACCUCACUGCCUUCCUCAUGGAACACGAGCUACUGGCGGCGAAUACCAUCUUCCGGAAGAGAACAGGAAAGUGGUGGACCUUCCGAGACCGAGCCUCAGGAACACUACGGCAGCUAGAUUACAUCCUAGUGAGGAAGAAAUGGAGGAACUCCAUCCUGAAUGCUGAGCCAUACAGCACUUUUAGUUCUGUGGGCUCAGACCACCGUGUGGUCUCAAUGAGAGUUUGCCUGAGCCUCAGGGUCCCCAAACCAAGUCCCAAGAUCCGGUAUAACUGGAAAGCUUUCUCAAGUGAUCCUGGCCUUCAAACCAGAUACGCAGAGGAGAUGAGGAGACGAUUCCAGAAGCUGGACAGGGGAGCGGAGGCCAGUGGAGAAUACAGGAGAUUCGUCACUGCAAAUGAGGAGGCGACCAGGCUGUGCGUGCCCAUGAUGGAGAGAGUCAGUACCUCCAGACGAUCCAAACACCCAGAGGUCGUAGCAGCACGACGGAUGGUGGAGGAAGCCCGCCUCAACUUUGAGCGGGAACCAACUGUGGAGAGACGUGGCGAGCUGAAUGAAGCCAAACAGUUUCUUUUCAGAUGCUAUGAUACCAUCAAAGGGGAAGAACUGAUGGAGAGAGUGCGGAGGGUGCAGGCGGCGCAACGUGAACAACAGUAUGGGGAGGCCUAG